UCCCAACCGGAAGGCGCUCUCUUUCCCCUUCGCUAGCUUAACACAGCAGUUGUGAUGUUAGCCUGUUUUCUUGGACACUCCUAGCUUCUUAUCCCACUGCUCCUGGUAAUUGCCUCAAGCCCCCCCUCAGGAAACCAUGGCCGAGCAGGCCUCGGGAUCCCCUCUGUCGUCCCAACAUGACGAGGUGCUCCAGCAGCGAGUGGCGGCUCUGGAGCAGGAGAGGGCCGAGUUCAUCAAACUCAAGCAGCAGCUGGAGGCCGAGUUCAACCAGAAGCGAGCCAAGUUCAAAGAGCUCUACCUGUCGAAGGAAGAGGAGCUGAAGAGGCAGACCAUGGCCCUGGAGGGUGCCCAGUCCGAGCUGAGCUCCAUCCAGACCCAGCUGGCUCAGGCCCGGGCCGAGAUAGAGACCAUCAAAGCCGUGGCCACCGUGUCGGAAAACACCAAGCAGGAGGCCAUCGACCAGGUCCGCAGCCAGUGGCAGGAGGAGGUGGCGUCGCUGCAGGCCAUCAUGAAAGAAACGGUGUGUGAGUAUGAGGUCCAGUUCCACCAGCGCUUAGAGCAGGAGCGAGCCCAGUGGAACCAGUACCGAGAGGCAAUGGAGAGGGAAGUGGGUGACCUGAGACGCCGCCUCACCGAGGGCCAGGAGGAGGAAAACCUGGAGGACGAGAUGAAAAAAGCCCAGGAGGAUGCAGAGAAGCUGCGUUCAGUGGUGAUGCCCAUGGAGCAGGAGAUCGCAGCCCUGAAAGCCAAACUGACCACAGCCGAGGAGCGGGUGAAGGAACUGGAGGCCUCGAAGGUCAAAGAGCUCAACCAUGUUCUUGAGGCGGAGAAGUCGUGUCGUACAGACCUGGAGAUGUACGUGGCCGUGUUGAACACCCAGAAAUCUGUCCUGCAGGAAGAUGCUGAGAAACUACGCAAAGAGCUGCAUGAUGUCUGUCACAAGCUGGAGCUGGAGCGGCAGCAGCACAAUCAGCUGAAGCACACGUGGCAGAGAGCCAACGACCAGUUCCUGGAGUCUCAGCGCCUCCUCAUGAGGGACAUGCAGAGGAUAGAGAGCGUGCUGUCAUCCGAACAGCUCCGCCAGGUGGAGGAGAUGAAGAAGAAGGACCAGGAGGAGGAUGAAAAAGAAAGGCUGAGCCAAGUGAAAGAGCUGCACGAGGACGAUGGGGGAGACAACACCGAGCCUUUGGAGGACUUAUUCCUCGGGCUGAGCGUUGAGGAGCCUCAUGCCAACCACAGCGCCCACGGCUCCAUGCACUCCUUGGACGCUGACGUGGUGGCGGGGGGCCCCACGGACCCCUACAAAGAAAACCUGCGGAGAGUUCAGUCGACAGACAGCCUCGGCUCCUCGCUGUCUGCCCAGCAGGGCCUCGGUGGCCAAAACCACAAGGCCAAGUCGGCCAGCCACUUGGACGAGUCGGACUUUGGGCCCCUGGUGGGGGCCGACUGCGGCGUGACAGACAGUAGUUUUGGUGAAACUUCGUCCAUCAGCUCCAUCAAGCUGACGGCGAGCCACUUCCUGUUGACGAAAGACCAGGAGAAGGCCAUCAAAGCCAUGACGCCCGAGCAGGAGGAGACGGCGUCGCUGCUCUCCAGCAUCUCUCACGCCCCCGACACCGCCUACCUGCCGCCCGCAGGCUACCGACUGGUCAGCGACAGCGAGUGGAACCUGCUGCAGCAAGAGGUGAAAAACGCCGGCAGGAAGCUCGGCCGACGCUGUGACAUGUGCUCCAACUACGAGAAGCAGCUGCAGGCCAUCCAAGGACAAGAGGCCGAGACACGAGAUCAGGUGAAGAAGCUGCAGGUGAUGCUACGUCAGGCCAACGAUCAGCUGGAGAGGACGAUGACUGAGAAGCAGAAUUUGGAAGAUUCGGUCAAAGUGGGCAACGAGGAAACUGCUGCUAAGGUGUCCGCCCUCAUGCAGAGAGUCCAGGAGUCAGAAACGCUGCUCGGCACACUACAACAGGCCUUCAGUGACGCUAAGAGGAACACACAGGAACAGAUGGCGGUGCUGGUGAAGUCAAGGGAGCAGGUGGCAGAUGAACUAAGCCGACUACAGAGGGACAACGAGAGCCUGCAGGGAAAACACAGGCUGCACAUAGAAUUACAGCAACAAGAGGACUUCCAGAUGCCCAAUACUGUGCAAGAGCUACAAGGCCUGGUGUUGCGGUUGCGCGAGGACAUGGUGGCGUUACGGACGUCUGCCGAUCACAUGGAGGAGAAGCUGAAAGCCGAGAUUCUGUUUCUAAAGGAGCAGAUCCAGGCAGAGCAGUGUCUCAAGGAAAACCUGGAGGACACUCUGCAGUUGGAGAUUGAGGGCUGUAAGGAGGAGAUAGCUUCUUUCUCCAGUUUGAAGACAGAGUUGGAGCGAAUAAAAACUGAGAAGGAACAGUUGGAGAGCAGUCUAGCAGAGAAGACUGAGACACUGGAGAGCGUCCAGGGCCUGAAGAUCAGCCUGGAGCAGCAGCUCAAAGAGCUCACCACUGCAAAGAGUGCACUAGAGAGUCAGGUCCUUGAUGAGAGAGACAAAGCUCAGCGGCUGCAGACGGAGCUGGAUGUCAGCGAACAGGUUCAGAAGGACUUUGUCAAACUUUCUCAGACUCUUCAGGUACAGCUGGAGCGAAUACGACAGGCAGACUCCUUGGAUCGAAUCAGAGUAAUCCUCAACGACACCAACUUGACUGACAUCAACCAGCUUCCAGAGACAUGAUACCACUGAAUGAAAACUGCCUUUGAGUUUCAUUCCCCUCUUUUCUCUUAUCACUGGCCCAAUAACAUUAUUGAUCUGACCCUUCCUCCUCCCCAUAACCACCGUGGAAGAGUUUGGAGGGACAAGGAUGGACAUGGCAUGAGGAGCUCAUGGCCUUUUGUGUACAUUAAAAGUCAUGGAACACACCACGGAUAGAAUAAUGAAGAAGAACACUACUAAAAAAAUGUAAAUAACUAAAUGUCUGACUAUGGACGGAGGGAGUGGAAGUCCAUGUUUCUGUGGGUCUGUCUGUGUCUUGUUUCUACUGUAGAUAUGACUGUCUGUAUUAGCUCAACCAAAAAAGGUUUGUCGUCUUCUAAAGCACUUUUCAUCUGCAACUUCUCUUUUCCAGGUAAAUAGAAAGACGAUUGGAUGCAUAACUUUUCUCCUUCUGUUCUCAAAGCGGUUGAUAAUCGCUUCUUUGUUCCACUCACUCGUUCUUUCCAUGUGUUUUUUGUUUUGUUUCCCCCCUCCACCACCAUUUCUGGCUAUUUUUCUGUGGCUUUUUCCACCUAGUUCUGGUCAUUUCUCCCGCUGUGCGACUUAUGAUAAAGACACAAUGAAGGAUGGAAAAUACUUGCACGUAACUUAACUGGGGAUAAAAACGAAAAGGAACAUAACACAAAGCAAGCAAUACCCUCCACUGUAUCUUGCUUGUUGUUUUUUUUUUGUUUUUUUUUGCUCUUGACGUCUGACAGAAGUUUUUUUAUUUUGAAGCUACAGAACUACAGUGAAGAAACGUUAGUCAUUCAAAUGUUCAAAGUCGUGGAUUUUAUUUUUUCACUUCCCACUUGUUUCUUGAUUGUCAAGAAAACACUAGUUAAACCCAGUUGAUGUCAGGUAAAGAAAGAUUAGGAGGUGUCAACAUUAAAGUGUAAAUGGAAAAUAACAGAUUUUAAUACACACUUUGCUCAUUUUAUUGAUUGCCUUUUUGAAUUGACUUUGGAUUGACUUUCUUAAUGAAAUUCCAAAGCUCUUAAAUUACAGUGGGCGGCUUUUAAACUAUAAUGGAAGAGCACACUAUCACAACGCUGGCACAAGGUGUUUCUGGUGGGAAGAACUGGUCUAACUAACAAGCCACCCUGCUACUCCCUAAGAGGUGAAGAGUGGAUCCUUUGCAAAAAAAAUUCUGACUGGGACUAAAGGAAAACUGACUUUUCAUAUAUAUUUGGUGUCAUGAAACAAUUAAUUCGUCACUACUUCUGUUAUCUGUGAAGCUUCUGAUAGAUUUGAAUUAAUUUAUUUAAGUGUCACGGUCAGUGCGUUAGAAGUAAAACCAUGAAUAAUCUGUGUUUCAUUAGUGGUUGUUAAAAAAAAUUAGUAAAAACAGGAACAACUAAAUGACCUGAAUCUAGAAAAGACUGUGCAACUGUGCAUGAAAAGUCACUAACAUGAAAAGUCACUAACAGACAGUUGUACAAGAAUUCACGACUGCUACAUGACUAAACCUGCUGGUAUGCUUCUUCAGAACAGCUUGUCGGAUGGUUGAAUAGAUUAGGAAACCCCCCCACACUCAAAGCGAUCCAACAUUCACACCCACUUCAUGCAGUUGAUUGGCCAGUUGUGUGUGGGUGAGAAAGUCCUAGCUCUAUUUUUAAUCCUACACACAACUUUUCAUGUAAAGCAGCCAUGUGCAACAUUACGAAUGUCUUGCAGAGUCUUGCAAUAUUGCUUUUCCAACCUUUCUAUGAAGGCCUGUUUUCACUUUGUCCUUCAAUGUGGCUGUUUAGAGUGACUUUCUAUUACAACGUGACCCUUUGAACAAAAAGGCCUCACUAUGCUUCAAAACAUCAAGACUGCCCUGAGGAAGUAGCGCUGCUCAGAGGGUGUAGUCUAACCUCCGCUCCGAUCACCAUCCGCUUGGUUGGACAAUUAGUUCUUUUGGAGCAUAGUCCAAUCCUAAGCAUUGACUGAUCAGAGGUUAACAUGCCACAAAGGCCUUGGUAUGCUUCAGACGAACCAAGCUGUAUGAGGUGUAAUCUAACCACAUCUAAAGGAAAAAGUGUGUACGAUUUAGUUUCAGCAUCUCAUUCCCUGUUUAGGUGCAGCUGUUUCAAACACAUUUGUACUCUUGACGUGGCUGGACAACUAGUUCUUUUGGAGCAUAGUCCAGUCCUAAGUGUUGACCAAUCAGAGCUUUAUAUGCCACAAAGGCCUUGAUCAAACGAACCAGGCUGAACAAGAUGUAAUCCGAGAUAUGUCAUGUCUUUUCAAGAACUCUCUCGUGUUUUGGAUAUUUCUGUUGUUUCAGCAAAAAAGAUAAAGAGAAAACUAAUAAAUAGCUUCUUUAAAUCUUCCAAAAUGGGAUAACAGCGCACACUUUGCAAUAGUUUCUCUUUAAAGGCAUUCAUAGUGUUGUACUUAUCCCCAUAUUGUCCCCAUAUUAUAACUAUUAUCAUGUUUCCCCUAUUCAUGAAGACCACUGUCUCAGUUGAGCGCAGCCGCUUGAAACACAUUUGAACUUGGUUGGACAACUAGUUCUUUUGGAGCAUAGUCCAACCUUAAGUGUUGUAAUCAGAGGUUAACAUCCCAUAAAGGCCUCAGUAUGCUUCAGACGAACGUGUAAUCUAACCACGUCUCUCUUUUCUCAAUAUGAUAAAUUGCACAUGUUGCAGAAAAAAGAAGUUCAAAUCUUGCCUACUACCACAGUUUUCACCCCUGUGGUUUCAUCCAGUGGCUGCAUAAAGUGGGCAUGAUUAGUCAUACUUCCUGUUUUUUGGGAGGUUAUAAAAAUCACAAAAACACAACUGACCGAAAGGGAGUUUCAGACUCUGUUAGAUGAUCUGACAAGGGCUUUGUUUGAAGCCUUAACCCAGCUUUGAUUGACAUUUGUGCUGCAUCCUUUUUUGAUAAUCCAUGUUUAAUUUAGACAGUUUGAUUAUGAGUAGGAUCUAAACCACAGCAAGGCAGGAAUACACAGGUGGCUUUCAUUAAGCAGCAACACUUUAGUGGUAUACAAAACCUGUUUUUUUUUUUUCAAAAUGAAUAAAUAAAUGCAAGAAUAUUAAUAGGAAUUCAUAUGGUAUGAGUCUGAGUAUGUGGCUUCAUGUUCUGUGUCAGAUUUUAUUACAUAUUUGAACAGUUUAGGCAAGUUUUUACACAAGAGGUAGUACUUUAUCAGCUGCUGUACGCCCACAUCUGUAAUUUUCAGGCUGCCACUGCAUCCUAGAGUUUUGUCAAAAUGAGUGCAGACAAAGAUGAUAUUGAGUAUUUAUAGAUAAAUUAGAUGUGGAGAAUUAGUCAAAAACAGCAGAACAAUGGCACUAGAGAGAGACUGCACCAACUGUUGUGAAACUUUCUUCUUUGCUUUGAGAAAAUAUACUGAUUUUUUUUUGAGAACCCCCCCGGUUAAUAGUUUAAAUGUUUUCAAACUUCUUAAGUAUGUGAACCAUUUUCCCAGGAAUUGGCAGGCAGGCAGUCACGGUGUGCUUUGAAUAAAAGCUGUGACUCAGUGUUUUGUGGUCAUUUGAAACGGUUCGACACACCGGGCUGCAAAAACAUGGUUUUAUGGAAAAUAUGAGUGAAUUUUCUCCUGUUGCAAAAAAAAAAAAAGAAGAAGAAAAAAGUCCUGAAGUGGAGGGAGGGAUUCUCUUUGCAUUGCAAUUCAAACAAUACAAAAUAUAUAUAAAUAUAUAUAUACUAUACAUGCAUACAGCAGCAUUGUAUGGUUAAGGACGUUGAUCACUGUUGUUUGUUUUCGUUUUUUUGACUUGCAUGUAUUACAUUUCCUUAUGUUGCAUAUGUCUAUACUGUAGAUAUCUUGAGUUGAUAUUUAUGAUAGAUUCAUGCAAUGUGUUAUGAGAUUGUGUGGAUGUGUGUGGGCAAGCCAGCCUGAGUUGCACUGACAGAUAAACUGUAUGUCUUUGGCUUGUAUGACUGUGGGGCUGACGGGUCGUGUUCGGCCACAUACUUAAAAAAGUAGAAAUUUUACCUGUGUGAAUUCUGGACAUUAUUUUCCUCUCGAAGGCCUUAUUGCAUUGCAUUGGCUCGGUGUGUUUUUAAUUUUAAUUUUUUGACACAAUUAAUGUCCCUUUAAUUUAAUGUCAUCUGUUAUUAUUACUACAGUAACAAAUUUUACUUGUGGCCCAUAUGGCAUUAAUUAAUAUGAGGGUUCCUCUCUGGAGAGUCACAGCAGAUGUUCACUAAUUCACUGUGGUCAUGGUUAAGAGUUUUUUUAUUGAAUAAUUUCUGAUCUGACAUCACUGGAUUGUUUGCAAAAUGUGCGGAGAUUCCCUAAAAAUGAUUGGAGUAGUGGUCAGAGUGGAAGUAAAAGUGUGACAGACAUAGAAAAUGGUCUGAAAGCUCACACUGUGUACUACUUACUACUUUGUUUUUUAGUAUAGAUACGAAUUCACAACAAAUAAAGCACAUUCGAAGCCCCUGAAAUUUGUUUGUGCUAUCUAAAUAUUUGUUUUCGAAGAGGACAACCUGUGGAAAAUGUGCUUUUUGUAAUUUUUGUAAUCCCAUGUUUAUGGAAAAAAAAGCUGUUUACUCUUUAUAGUGUCUAUACAUGAAAUUACACAACUUCAAAAGAAAUACUAAACUGUAACAUAACGUCAGUUCCUGCAUCGUAUGCGUUGACAAUAAAUCACAUCAAAAAAGUCUUGUUUCCAAUAAAUUGCAAUAUUAAAACUUCAGCUGAGAGGUGACAAGAAGGAGCAGGACCUAUUAAUGAAUUCAUUUUGUUUUUGCACUUUAUUCUUAAUACAGACUCAGGAGUGCACAGUCUGAGCUUUCAGAGGCAACUUUUAUCGUCCCAUUUCACUGUGAUGAAUCAAAUGUGUUUUACAUUAGAUGUCACUCUAGGAUUAGACUGAUAUUCUCAUUUGCUAACAGUGAGAUUUAGCAAAGAAUUAUAGCAUUUAGAUCUAGUUUGAUGGAAUUUCUACCUUUUAAAAAAAUUCAAAUGAUAAUAAAUCAACUAGAGGAGACCAUAAACCACCUAAAAUAAAGAUAGAAACAUGGGUUCCAUCAACGGUGUAAAAGCUGUUUCACAAGAACCAGAAUAAAAUCUGUAACUUUAGCAUCAACAUAUCAGUCGAAUCCUAGUUCUGUAUGUGUCCCUGCGAAAUCCACCUGUUGCAUUUUAAAAUGUCCAAAAGGUAAAAUUUGAAUUGUAAUUUUUACUCAUACAUGAAAAGAGGCAUGAGCUGCACGCUGAAUGAUGAAUACGAUGAAAUUUAAAGAAUAUUUGCUAUAAAGUUCUGCCCACUGAA
Lates calcarifer (barramundi perch) is the source of this 7965-nucleotide messenger RNA. It is a transcript of the gene rabep1, whose product is annotated as rabaptin, RAB GTPase binding effector protein 1. Gene Ontology annotation, molecular function: growth factor activity; GTPase activator activity. Gene Ontology annotation, cellular component: intracellular membrane-bounded organelle. The record is from RefSeq and is a predicted model, not a curated record. Gene Ontology annotation, biological process: endocytosis. NCBI's taxonomy places the organism in Eukaryota, Metazoa, Chordata, Actinopteri, Centropomidae.